Molecule: messenger RNA, 2298 nt
Organism: Emys orbicularis (European pond turtle)
Lineage: Eukaryota; Metazoa; Chordata; Testudines; Emydidae
Gene: FAF1
Product: Fas associated factor 1
Exons: 19
Cellular component (GO): endoplasmic reticulum; nucleus
Molecular function (GO): ubiquitin binding; NF-kappaB binding
Source: RefSeq, a predicted model, not a curated record
AUGCUUGGUGUAGCUAUCCUGAUGCACCCCAGAACCAAGAGAUAGAUUAGUAGAGUGGUUAGGUCCUAUAUCGCUUGUCUAGAAAGAUACACACAUCUCCCCUCUGGAGGUAUGGGUUCUCAGUCUGGGGUUUGUGACCACUCUGUUCUUCCCAUAUUAGGAAGUGGAAGAGUGAUUCGAGCUACAUCCUCCCGAGAUGGGAAGGGGUUCCUGGUAUGGAAAAAACUGAGAACUACUUCUCUAGUGAGCAGGGCCCUGGACUGGGAGUUAGAAGCAUGUACCGGCAUUGAAAAUAUUGAUGAAGCUAUUACGUUACUUGAACAAAAUAACUGGGAUUUAGUGGCAGCUAUAAAUGGUGUAAUACCACAAGAAAAUGGCAUUCUACAAAGUGAAUAUGGUGGAGAGACUUUGCAAGGACCAGCCUAUGGUCCCACAAGUCAUCCUACAGCAUCUUCUUCAACUCCUUCCUCAUCCUCAGCGUUUCGACAUGUAGUGCCAUCCCGACAAAUAGUGGAAAGACAACCACGGAUGCUUGACUUCAGGGUUGAAUACAGAGACAGAAAUGUGGAUGUAGUACUUGAAGACAGCUGCACAGUUGGAGAGAUCAAACACAUUUUAGAAAAUGAACUUCAGAUUCCUGUAUCGAAAAUGUUGUUAAAAGGCUGGAAGACUGGAGAUGUAGAUGAUAGUACUGUAUUAAAAACUCUACACUUACCAAAAAAUAACAGUCUUUAUGUUCUAACGCCUGAUCUUCCACCACCUUCUUCAAGUAAUUCUGGUGCCCUGCAGGAGUCAUUAAAUCAAAACUUCAUGCUGAUCAUCACCCAUCGAGAAGUCCAGCGGGAGUACAACCUCAACUUCUCAGGAAGCAGUACCAUUCAGGAGGUAAAGCGGAAUGUGUAUGACCUAACUAGUAUCCCUGUUCGUCACCAAUUGUGGGAAGGCUGGCCUCCUUCUGCCACAGACGACUCAAUGACUCUAGCUGCAUCGGGGCUCACUUAUCCUUGCCAUCGACUUACCGUAGGAAGAAGAUCUUCACCUGCACAAACCAGAGAACAGUCAGAGGAGCAAUGCACUGAUGUUCAUAUGGUGAGUGACAGCGAUGGAGAUGACUUUGAAGAUGCUACAGAGUUUGGAGUUGAUGAUGGAGAGAUGUUUGGUAUGGCAUCAUCUGCCUUGAGGAAAUCUCCAAUGAUGCCAGAAAAUGCUGAAAAUGAAGGAGAUGCCUUAUUACAAUUUACAGCAGAAUUUUCCUCAAGAUAUGGUGACUGCCAUCCUGUUUAUUUUAUUGGGUCACUAGAGGCUGCUUUUCAAGAAGCCUUCUAUGGGAAAGCCAGAGAUAGAAAGCUUCUUGCUAUCUACCUCCACCAUGAUGAAAGCGUACUAACCAAUGUGUUCUGCUCACAAAUGCUUUGUGCCGAAUCUAUUGUUUCAUAUCUGAGUCAGAACUUCAUAACCUGGGCAUGGGAUAUGACAAAAGAAGCAAACCGAGCAAGGUUUCUGACAAUGUGCACUAGACACUUUGGGAGUGUUGUAGCCCAAACAAUUCGAACUCAGAAGACGGAUCAGUUUCCACUUUUCCUUAUUAUUAUGGGAAAACGAUCGUCUAAUGAGGUGUUGAAUGUAAUACAAGGUAACACAACAGUGGAUGAACUAAUGAUGAGACUGAUGGCUGCAAUGGAGAUCUUCAGUGCUCAGCAGCAAGAAGACAUAAAGGAUGAGGAUGAACGUGAGGCCAGAGAGAAUGUGAAGAGAGAACAGGACGAAGCUUACCGCAUUUCACUAGAAGCUGAUAGAGCAAAGAGGGAAGCACAAGAGAGAGAACAAGCAGAGCAGUUUCGUUUGGAGCAGAUUCGAAAAGAACAGGAGGAAGAACGUGAGGCUAUCAGGCUAUCUCUAGAGCAGGCUUUGCCUCCAGAGCCAAAGAAAGAGAGCACUGAGUCCGUCAGCAAACUGCGUAUCCGAACACCCAGCGGAGAGUUCUUUGAGCGGCGAUUCCUGGCCAGCAGUAAGCUGCAGGUUGUCUUUGAUUUUGUAGCUUCCAAGGGAUACCCUUGGGGAGAGUUCAAGCUGCUGGGCACCUUUCCAAGGAGAGAUGUGACUCAGUUGGAUCCAAAUAAAUCAUUACUGGAGGUAAAACUGUAUCCUCAAGAAACCCUUUUCCUAGAGGCAAAAGAAUAGAUCAAAACAGAUUGCAGGACUCGUAAUCCUUUGAUAAGACAGAGGCACAGCGUUGGGAGAAAGGCUUCUAGCAAAACCACCUUCUACUAUCAUCCAAUUCAAUGCAGUGUCACAACU